UCAGUUUUUGUGCGUUGAUCAGUGGGCGCACUUUGUACGUAGUAGCGCAAGUUUGAUUUAAUUAUAAGAGUUUUUAAGACUGACGAUCAGUCUUAACAUUAACAUGCAAUUAUUUGUUGUUACAUUAUUGGCCAGUUUGGCGCUUUGCCACUGUGGCGUCAAAGAGGAAAUCACAGCUGCUGAAUACCUUAAGAACCUUAAUGCUGAAAUCGCCAAACGUACCAACUUGGAGACUGAGGCCUCUUGGGCUUAUGGUUCUAAUAUAACCGAUGAAAAUGAACGCAAGAAGAAUGAAAUUUCCGCCGAAGUAGCCAAGUACAUGAAGGAAGUUUCCCUGGAUAUUCAAAAGUUCAAUUGGCGCACCUACCAAUCGGACGAUUUGAAACGUCAAUUCAAAAUGUUGUCUAAAUUGGGUUAUGCUGCUUUAUCCGAAGAAGAUUAUGCUGAGCUAUUGAAUACUUUGUCUUCUAUGGAAUCGAACUUUGCCAAGGUACGCGUUUGUGAUUAUAAGGACGAGACCAAGUGUGAUUUGUCUUUGGAUCCUGAAAUCGAAGAGGUUAUUACCAAGAGCCGUGAUCCCGAGGAAUUGAAAUACUACUGGCGUGAGUUUUACGAUAAGGCUGGUGCUCCCACACGUACCGCUUUCGAGAAAUAUAUUGAAUUGAAUACCAAGGCUGCUAAAUUGAAUGAAUACAAAUCUGGCGCAGAAAUGUGGUUGGCUGAAUAUGAGGACGAUACCAUUGAACAACAAUUGGAAGAUAUUUUCGAAGAUAUUAAACCUUUGUACCAUCAAGUUCAUGGUUAUGUGCGCUAUCGUUUGCGUCAACACUAUGGUGAUGAUGUUGUUUCCGAAACUGGUCCUAUUCCUAUGCAUUUACUGGGUAAUAUGUGGGCUCAACAAUGGUCUGAAAUUGCCGAUAUUGUUUCACCCUUCCCUGAGAAGCCUUUGAUUGAUGUUAGCAACGAAAUGGUUAAACAAGGUUAUACACCCUUGAAAAUGUUCCAAAUGGGUGAUGAUUUCUUUACCUCCAUGGGUUUGAAGAAAUUGCCUCAGGACUUCUGGGACAAGAGUAUCUUGGAGAAACCCACCGAUGGUCGUGAUUUGGUUUGUCAUGCUUCUGCUUGGGACUUCUAUUUGGUCGAUGAUGUGCGCAUUAAGCAAUGCACUCGUGUUACUCAAGAUCAAUUCUUCACUGUUCACCACGAAUUGGGUCACAUUCAAUAUUUCUUGCAAUACCAACAUCAACCUUUCGUCUAUCGUACUGGUGCCAAUCCUGGUUUCCAUGAAGCUGUUGGUGAUGUUUUGUCUUUGUCUGUCUCUACUCCCAAACAUUUGGAACGUGUUGGUUUGUUGAAGGACUAUGUGCGUGAUGAUGAAGCUCGCAUCAAUCAAUUGUUCUUGACUGCCUUGGAUAAGAUCGUCUUCUUGCUUGCCUUCACCAUGGAUAAAUACCGUUGGGCUUUGUUCCGCGGUCAAGUAGACAAGUCCAACUGGAAUUGUGCCUUCUGGAAAUUGCGUGAAGAAUACUCUGGCAUUGAACCUCCAGUAGUACGUAAUGAAUCUGACUUUGAUGCCCCCGCCAAAUACCACGUCUCUGCUGAUGUUGAAUAUUUGAGAUAUUUGGUCUCCUUCAUCAUUCAAUUCCAAUUCUAUAAGUCUGCUUGCAUUAAGGCCGGUCAAUAUGAUCCCACCAAUCCUGAAUUGCCUUUGGAUAACUGUGAUAUCUAUGGUAGCUUGGCUGCUGGUGAAGCUUUCGAAAAAAUGUUGUCCAUGGGUGCCUCCAAACCCUGGCCUGAUGCAUUGGAAGCUUUCAAUGGUGAACGCACUAUGACUGGCAAGGCUAUUGCUGAAUAUUUCGAACCUUUGCGUGUCUGGUUGGAAGCUGAAAACAAGAAGAAUAAUGUUCAUAUUGGUUGGACCAAAUCGGAUAAAUGUGUUUCAGCAUAAUUUCCUCACGUGGUAGUCUUAACUUCCAAACUAUUUUAAACUAUUUAAAGAUUUUAUUAAGCACUUAAAGUAUACAUUUUUGUUAUUAAAAAAAACAGUAUUAAAAUAAAAAGAAAUUCAAAAAAAAC
Molecule: messenger RNA, 2076 nt
Organism: Lucilia sericata (common green bottle fly)
Lineage: Eukaryota; Metazoa; Arthropoda; Insecta; Diptera; Calliphoridae
Product: angiotensin-converting enzyme-like
Biological process (GO): proteolysis
Cellular component (GO): plasma membrane
Molecular function (GO): metallopeptidase activity; peptidyl-dipeptidase activity
Source: RefSeq, a predicted model, not a curated record